UACUCAUCAAGCAAAAGCAAAAGCAAAUUUCAAUAUUUCUAUUUCAAUCCAUUCCCUAGAGAAGCAAUGGCAAGCAUGAGAGUUUCUUGUGUGGUUGCAUUGAUGUGCAUGGUGGUUAUUACUGCACCAAUAGCAGUAACUUCCGUCUCAUGCAUCAAGGUUAGUGCUUACCUUACUCCAUGCCUUUCUUAUCUUAAGGGUGGCAGUGGCCCCUCGAAACUAUGCUGCUUUGGAGCAAAGAAGCUUAACGGGACGGCUGGCACUACCGCCGACCGUCAAGCCACUUGCAAGUGCUUGAAGAGUGCUGCUGGUUUCGUUUCUGGUUUGAAUGACACCAACGCCGGUACUCUCUCUGCUAAAUGCAGUCUUAACCUUCCCUACAAGUUUGGCCCUGAUACCGAUUGUAGUGGCAUCACUCUCUAAAGAGUGUGUAUGAAAUGAGAGGAAGAAGGAGAUAGCAUGGCACUUCUUUCUACUUCAAUAUUACCAGCACUAGCAGUAUGAUUAAAUAAAUGAAGAGCAAUGAAGGCUCAACUUAUGCAAGUUUCCUUAUGUUUUUGUGGUGUGCAAUGAAUUAUUUCCUUGUUUGUUUGUGGUAUUGGUAAAUGUAAUAAAGACAUAUGAUAUAUUAUU
Vicia villosa (hairy vetch) is the source of this 633-nucleotide messenger RNA. Its product is annotated as non-specific lipid-transfer protein 1-like. The transcript is spliced from 2 exons. Gene Ontology annotation, cellular component: membrane. Bases 67 to 423 code for a protein of 118 amino acids. NCBI's taxonomy places the organism in Eukaryota, Viridiplantae, Streptophyta, Magnoliopsida, Fabales, Fabaceae. Gene Ontology annotation, biological process: lipid transport. Gene Ontology annotation, molecular function: lipid binding. The record is from RefSeq and is a predicted model, not a curated record.